GUUCUCGCGUCUCGCGAGCGUUCGAGUGAUUGGCGGAGGCGGAGGAGCUUGGUUGGCUGCUAUAUGCUGUGAGGCCGAGGGUGAUAGGAGCAGAGACCAUGUUCCGAGCUGUGGCACCUGCGAAACUCCGGCGGGCGGCCUCGCUACUACGAUUUCAGAGUACCUUGGUAAUAGCUGAGCAUGCAAAUGAUACCCUAGCGCCCAUUACAUUAAAUACCAUCACUGCAGCCAAACGUCUUGGAGGUGAAGUAUCUUGCUUGGUAGCUGGAACUAAAUGUGACAAGGUGGCACAAGAUCUCUGCAAAGUAGCAGGUGUAGCAAAAGUUUUGGUGGCUCAGCAUGAUGCAUACAAAGGUCUUCUCCCAGAGGAGCUGACACCACUGAUCUUGGAAAGUCAGAAGCAGUUCAAUUACACGCACAUCUGUGCUGGAGCAUCUGCCUUUGGAAAGAACCUUUUGCCCAGAGUAGCAGCCAAACUUGAUGUUUCAACUGUUUCUGACAUCAUUGCAAUCAAGUCACCGGACACAUUUGUGAGGACUAUUUAUGCAGGAAAUGCCUUAUGUACCGUGAAGUGUGAUGAAAAAGUGAAGGUGUUUUCUGUCCGUGGAACAGCUUUUGAAGCUGCAACAACAAGUGGAGGUAGUGCCAGUUUGGAGAAGGCAUCAAGUACUUCUCCAGCUGGAAUUUCAGAAUGGAUUGAUCAGAAAUUAACAAAAAGUGACCGACCAGAACUAACUGGUGCUAAAGUGGUGGUAUCUGGUGGUCGGGGCUUGAAGAGUGGAGAGAACUUUAAGUUGUUAUAUGACUUGGCAGAUCAACUACAUGCUGCAGUUGGUGCAUCACGGGCUGCUGUUGAUGCUGGCUUUGUUCCCAAUGAUAUGCAAGUUGGACAGACAGGAAAAAUAGUAGCACCGGAACUUUAUAUUGCUGUAGGAAUAUCUGGAGCCAUCCAACAUUUAGCUGGGAUGAAAGACAGCAAGACAAUCGUAGCUAUUAACAAAGACCCAGAAGCUCCCAUUUUUCAAGUGGCAGAUUAUGGAAUAGUCGCCGACUUAUUUAAGGUAGUUCCUGAAAUGACGGAGAUACUGAAGAAGAAAUGAGUCCAAAAUAUCUUAAGGAAAAUUAUACCAGAAUAUUCUGAAAAAGUCAUAGAAAUUCGUGGAUAUGAUGACAGUUAUGAAAAUCAUGGAGAUCCAUAUUUCAUAAUUUGAGGGAAAAGUCUGACAAAUACCAGAAAGCUUUUUUAUGGGACUAUUCUUUUUAAUAUUUGUGGUUUCAAGCUUUUUUUUGGGAAAAACUGUAAUUCUAUAAUGAGAUACAUAAUAAAAACCUUUCACUAUCA
Erinaceus europaeus (western European hedgehog) is the source of this 1342-nucleotide messenger RNA. RefSeq names its product electron transfer flavoprotein subunit alpha (gene ETFA). Bases 99 to 1100 code for a protein of 333 amino acids. Gene Ontology annotation, cellular component: mitochondrion. NCBI's taxonomy places the organism in Eukaryota, Metazoa, Chordata, Mammalia, Eulipotyphla, Erinaceidae. The record is from RefSeq and is a predicted model, not a curated record. The transcript is spliced from 12 exons. Gene Ontology annotation, molecular function: flavin adenine dinucleotide binding; electron transfer activity.